AUGACGAAUGCACCACCGUUGAAGCGUCGGCGUGUUACUCGUGCAUGCGACAGCUGCCGCAGCCUUAAGGCCAAAUGUGACGGAGUCCAGCCUACCUGUGGCCGUUGCGAUGGCUAUGGUUACGCCUGUACCUGGAACGAAGGCGGUCGCCGAAAGGAAUUCAACGCCACAAACCGUGUCGGUCUCGAAUCACUUUCAAUGGAGACCCAGAUGUUGAGAGAUGCAAUCGUCGCGUAUAACGAUCUCGUCAAAGACCUCCGACCGGCCCUCUCGCCAGAUGAUCGGAAAAUUAUCGAUGUCCGUCUUGCAUCUAUCCAGUUCCCGGACUCUUUGACAGAACUGUCUGGAAACGGUGCGCCAAAAAUAGCGGCACCCGCAGAGAAGCUGGGGGCUGAACAUGAUCCCUCUCUCCUUUCGCAGCGAUUUUUGGGUGAAGCCAGUGACAUCCACUUCUUCCAUGCAGUCGAAUCUGCCUUUUGCCAACACCAUGAGUUGGGACAGGAUGUGACAGCAGAGACCUCCGAUGCAAGAGUCGAAAGUUACGAACAAGAGUGCAGACGACAUCAAGCCUCGUCACAGAACCAGGGUCAUCAUUUCCCACGCAGGACAACUGCCGACAAGUUCGUCAACAUAUAUUUCUCGACCAUCCAUAAUGCUUAUCCUUUCAUCUCGGAGCCAGACUUCAGAGAGACGUACGAGUCAUUCUGGCAACAGGAAUCUUUGGGGAGGAUUUCCGGGCCCUGGUUAUCGAUGUUAUUGACCAUUUUCGCUAUCGGCGCUUGCUACGAGGGCAUUGCUGAGCCCGAAGACCAAGACGUUGAUGGUCCUGAAAUGUCUCUCCAACAUCAGCGAUAUUUCGAGCAUGCGACGGCCAUUGCCCAAAAGUACACCUCUAAGCACACUGUUGAUUUCGUUUGUGCUCUCCUGGCACAAUGUUUUUAUCUUCUGGCUACUUGUCAGACGGAUCGCUGUUGGACAACAUUGGGACUUGCCGUUCGUAUCGCUCAGAGUAUCGGCCUCCACGUCGAAGAUGAGCGUUGUCCGGACCUUGGUCGCAGUUUGGCGGCGCCUCGAGAGCAACGUCGACGAGUUUGGUACUCCAUCUUCAUCCUCGAUCGUCUCGUGGCAAUGCAAUUGGGACGUCCGCCCGCCAUCUGUGACGGUAACUUCAACGUAAGGCUACCCUCGCGGCAAUCUGACACCGAUUUGGUGGACGUCACGAGUCAGGGCGAUAGCCACGGUCAGUACUGGGCUGGUGAUUACUUUAUCGCCAUGAUAGCAUUCUCGGAGAUCAUCGGUAAAGUCUUCAACAACCUUUAUGGCCCUAGGAAAAGUGAUGAUGCCGCUUCGACUUUGUCGACCAUCGACCGCUUGAACCCCGAGCUGUUGCAGUGGCGGUCGAACCUACCACGGAAUCUCCGGUUUGAUCUCUCGCAUACCUUUGAAAAGUCAACAGUCUAUAAGCGACAGCGGAACAUGCUUGCCAUGAAGUUCUACAAUUUACAAGCGCUGAUCCAUCGACCUUUCCUGGCCCCCAGCAAGAUACCGGGGUCAUGUCCAACUUCUUCCGCGUUCUACCAAACAGAGGGUAGGAGGAUCACUUUGUCAAAACGAACUUGCGUCAUGUCUGCGCAACAUACUGCAAAGCUACUCCACAACCUCGAGGACAAAAAGAGCCUUGUGUAUGGGUUUCCCUGGUGGCAGAUGAUCUCUUGUCUCCUUUGCGCGAGUUCGAUCCUCCUAGUCGCCCCCAUGUGUGCAGAUCCGGACACGGAUAAAGAACCGUUCAAAGAAAUUGAUUGGACGGCUGUUGAUGAAGACGCCGACGUUUGCCUGAAGGUCUUUGAGGCCCUUAGCCCCAACUCCAACGCUGCGAGAUUGGCGAGUGACAUGAUGCAGAGACUCAGGAAGACGAGGAUGAUGUCUCAAGGGAGAUCAACAGAUUGUUCGGAGAUGGAGCUCAUGCUCACACCGAUGGUCGAGGGCGGGUCCGACACCGUGGCAGAUCCAUCCAAUUUCUUCGAUCCUGCUAUUCCCUCCAGUAUGGAUCUGAUCGUGCCGAGUCAAGACUCAUUCAACCUCAUGUUCCAGGGCAUGCCGUAUGAAGUCUCGGAGCCGAUCAUGUGGUCAGCACAAUUCGUGAAUACGGCAUACAAUCCCUUCUUGACUCGCUCAGGAUCUUGA
This is a messenger RNA of Exophiala oligosperma, 2184 nucleotides long. RefSeq lists its product as uncharacterized. Lineage: Eukaryota; Fungi; Ascomycota; Eurotiomycetes; Chaetothyriales; Herpotrichiellaceae. Gene Ontology annotation, molecular function: RNA polymerase II cis-regulatory region sequence-specific DNA binding; DNA-binding transcription factor activity, RNA polymerase II-specific; zinc ion binding. Gene Ontology annotation, biological process: positive regulation of transcription from RNA polymerase II promoter by galactose; DNA-templated transcription. The transcript is spliced from 6 exons. The record is from RefSeq and is a predicted model, not a curated record. Gene Ontology annotation, cellular component: nucleus. The coding region runs from base 1 to 2184 and encodes 727 amino acids.